AUGUUGCAAUCCAGUGCGACCUUGGGUAGACGGCUUUUCCCUACAAGGCGGCUCCCCAACCAGCUUUGCAAUUCCGUGGAAUGUCGGUUUUUGGUAUCAUCAUCAAAGACUGGAAAGAAAGGUGCAAUGAAGCGACAAAUGGAGAAAACUUCAGCGGACGGUGAACCAUCGCAAGCAGCUUCGGAACGCGACGCGACCUCUGCUCAAUUCACGAGUGAGAAACAAGUCAUGGAAUCUUCUACAGGUUACUCUUCAGCUUUUUCGAAUCUAAAGGCAGAGUCGCCUAAGUCUCAUUCAAUGAUUGACUUUUCACAUGGGCUUGAAGAUGAUGGGUGGCGAUCGAACAAGAUUUUGGAUAGACUGGAUCAGCCGGAUCAGCUUUCCUUCGAAAAAGAAGCAAUGUUCGAUCCAGCGAUUCAUUUACCAUAUGCACCACAGGACUGGAAAGGUUAUGAGGCUGCUACACCAUUGUCUGAGUUUCUAUUCCAGCGGAUUGGAGUUUCGGGCCAGAUCACUACCGCCGAAUAUAUGCGUCACUGCCUCACUAACCCUAUGCAUGGAUACUACACAAGACCGGCGACGACGCUUGAAAAAGAGUUAGAUGAUGAUGACUGGAGUGACAGCGAGGACGAUGUUGCCGAACAGUCUACUGAUGAUUCUACUAAGGAUGCCUCAACUAUUUUCGGAUCAAAGGGUGAUUUCGUUACUGCACCUGAAAUCUCUCAUGUUUUCGGUCACUGUAUAUGCGUUUGGCUAGUUACGCAGUGGCAGUCGUUGCAAAAGCCUUCGAAGGUCCAACUUGUCGAACUAGGUCCUGGGAGAGGAACACUCAUUUCAGACAUAGUCCAGCUUGCUACAUCUUCAAAAUUGUCCGAUUUUGGGGAAGCAAUUGACUCCAUUCACCUUGUCGAAGCGUCUCUUGAAUUAAGGCGGCAGCAAAAAGAGGCGCUAGAAAAUGCGUUAGGGGAGCUGGUGGACUUCGAUUUUGUGAACCCUCCAUCUAUCAAAGGGGAGGAGGACGAAACGAAAGAAGCAAAGACAGACAAAAAUAGCCCAACGAAGAAGUUUUCAAUCCGAGUAGAGUGGCAUGCCGACUUUUCAUCUUUUAGUUUCAAACGAGACAGGGAUUUGCCUGUGAUGAUGGUAUUACAAGAGUUCAUUGACGCACUCCCCGUGCAUGUUUUUCAAAUGACUGAGGAGGGAUGGAGAGAAAGAUUGAUUGAUGUUGUCUCUGGAGCAGAUCCAAAACCAGAAGCGGACAAGUUGCAACCACGGCUACGACAAGUACUGGCACCAAAUGUCACUCCCGCAGUAGAACUGUUUCUAGAGUCCGCGAACUAUCACAACCAACCGGUUGGAACGGUUGUGGAAGUCUGCCCCGAAGGAAUAAUGCUUGUCCAAGAUAUUGCGAAAGUUUUGAAUGAAAGUGACGGAGCUGCACUUAUCUUUGAUUAUGGACAAGAGGGUACAGGCGACACAUUGAGAGCCUUUUCCAACCAUAAACAAGUCCAAUUGACUUCGUCUCCAGGACAAGUCGACAUAACUGCUGACGUGGAUUUUUUUGCUCUCAAGCAAAGCAUCAAGGAUGGUGAAACACAAGGAUUUGGACCUGUCACACAGGGUGAGUUUUUGAUGCGAAUGGGUGCUGGGGAUAUGGUUAUCAAGAAGAUCGAAGAGCCUUCAACGACAGAGGAAGAAGCCGUCGCUUUUUCAGAAGCAUUGAAAUACCUCGUUAUGCCGGAGAACAUGGGUGAGCGAUUCAAAGUCCUGGCUGUCGGAAAGAAGAAGGAGGGAAUUUUCGCACCUCCUGGUAUGGAAACAUAA
Messenger RNA from Cylindrotheca closterium, 1824 nucleotides. The record is from the annotation of a GenBank genome assembly. NCBI's taxonomy places the organism in Eukaryota, Bacillariophyta, Bacillariophyceae, Bacillariales, Bacillariaceae.